Gastrolobium bilobum is the source of this 1804-nucleotide messenger RNA. Its product is annotated as probable fructokinase-6, chloroplastic. Gene Ontology annotation, cellular component: chloroplast stroma; cytosol. The record is from RefSeq and is a predicted model, not a curated record. Bases 278 to 1444 code for a protein of 388 amino acids. The transcript is spliced from 7 exons. Gene Ontology annotation, molecular function: fructokinase activity. Gene Ontology annotation, biological process: fructose metabolic process. Lineage: Eukaryota; Viridiplantae; Streptophyta; Magnoliopsida; Fabales; Fabaceae.
ACAAUACAUAUUUCUCAUUGCUUUGCUUGCUCCGCAACUGAGCAACACACCUCCAUUCUCCUUCUUCGUUUCGGCCAUUCCAAGGCCAAUUUCCACACAAACCCCAUAAAUUUUCACGCCCCCAUAAAGCCUCUGGCACUCACGGUGCACCAAUAUAAUAGUCAUCAAUUGUUCCCACCAUCAACUUCUGGUGAUUAAGAGAGAGGAAAGAGAGAAAGUGAAGAGCUUUUCAACAAUAAAUACUGUUCCAAGGCUUAAUAGUGAUUUUUCUUGUCUGAUGGCUCUUCACUGUGGUGCUUUCUGCUUAAAAAGUGUGGCUUCUCACCCUCCAGGUUCAGUCAAGUUCAGUCAACCCUCUGUCAAAGCUUCAGCCUUUUCUUGCCCUCUUUCCCCUCCCCUUGUCCGAUUGAAUAUCAAAGGUAAUCGAGUUCUGGGAAAGGCAUUUCCUGGUGAUGGGACACCUGAAACAAAGGAAUCCCCUCUGGUGGUUUGUUUCGGGGAAAUGCUCAUUGAUUUCGUCCCAACUAUCAAUGGCCUUUCUUUGGCUGAUGCACCUGCAUUUAAAAAGGCUCCAGGAGGUGCCCCUGCUAAUGUUGCGGUUGGCAUAGCUCGAUUAGGAGGUUCAUCAGCUUUUAUCGGGAAGGUUGGGGAGGAUGAAUUUGGAUAUAUGCUAGCUGAUAUACUCAAGGAAAAUAAUGUAAACAAUGAAGGGAUGCGUUUUGACCCUGGUGCACGUACUGCUUUAGCAUUUGUUACACUGAGGAGUGAUGGAGAACGAGAGUUCAUGUUUUAUCGUAAUCCCAGUGCUGAUAUGCUGCUCCAAGAAGAUGAACUCGAUUUGGACUUAAUCAGAAAGGCCAAGAUCUUCCAUUAUGGUUCUAUAAGUCUUAUAACAGAACCGUGCAAAUCAGCACACAUAGCUGCAGUAAAAGCUGCAAAAGAUGCUGGUGUAGUUCUGUCUUAUGACCCUAACCUGAGGCUUCCUUUAUGGCCUUCUGCAGAUAGUGCUAGAGAAGGAAUUCUGAGUAUAUGGGAGACUGCAGAUAUCAUUAAGACAAGCGAAGAAGAGAUUUCUUUUCUAACAAAUGGUGAAGACCCAUACAAUGAUGCCGUUGUUCGUAAACUAUUCCAUCCAAACCUCAGGCUACUCCUUGUUACUGAAGGUCCAGAUGGUUGCAGGUAUUACACUAAGGAGUUCAGUGGUAGAGUCGAGGGUUUGAAGGUAGAUGCUGUUGACACCACUGGUGCUGGUGAUGCUUUUGUGGCCGGAACAUUAUUGCAAUUAGCUGAGGAUCUUUCAUUACUUCAGAAAGAGGAAAAAUUGAGAGAUUCUCUCAAGUUUGCGAAUGCCUGUGGUGCAUUGACUGUGACCGAGAGAGGAGCAAUACCAGCUUUGCCCACAAAGGAAGCUGUUCUGAAUGCCAUGCUCAGGCCCGUAUCGUAACCCUGCAGCCCAAUCUCUAAUCAUGCGAGGAUAUUUGUUUUUUUUUAAAUUUUUUAUGGUAAAUUCUUAGGAACUCUGUGAGCUAAUGCAAUAAAUAAGAACUAACUGUUUCAAUAAUUUGCUCAGUGUAAGCAAAUUCUAUCUAGCAAUCUAGUCCACCAUUGGGUAAUGGAGAAUCGUUCUUCAUCCAACAUUAGUUUAUAUUUUUCUCGAUAAUUUGCAAAGUGUCUCCUAUUCAGUUCAUAUGGUUGCAUAUUGAACUUGACCUACCAGGCAAAAUCUUUUCUAGCAAUCUAUCAUGGAGUUGCAUAUUGCUAUGUCCAAUAUCAGUACUCUUGAUAACCCAUGAUAUUAUGUCAA